Messenger RNA from Aureobasidium pullulans EXF-150, 660 nucleotides. RefSeq lists its product as uncharacterized. The transcript has a single exon. The record is from RefSeq and is a predicted model, not a curated record. Gene Ontology annotation, cellular component: mitochondrial matrix. Bases 128 to 490 code for a protein of 120 amino acids. NCBI's taxonomy places the organism in Eukaryota, Fungi, Ascomycota, Dothideomycetes, Dothideales, Saccotheciaceae. Gene Ontology annotation, biological process: mitochondrial respiratory chain complex IV assembly.
CCGGCCACGCAACCAGGGCAGCUCAGCAUCUCGGCUGUCAAGUCAAUCGCGCCAUGGUUGCAGAAUAGACACGACAAAGUCUCCAAUCACAAUGGUCGCCCACCUCCACCCGCGCUCGCGGUCCACAAUGUCGCUCUUCAGCGGCUGCCUCGCCAUUUGCUUCGCUGUCGUGGCUGCUCCUCACGUCCUUCCAUGUCCCGUCGACAAGACACAGCUCAACGAUAGCCCCCCGGCAGGCGGCGAACCGAGACGCCGCAGACGUCGCAAGCAAGCCGCUCCAUCACCCGACUCGGAUCUCCAAGACGACAACGACAUGAGCCAGUUGGACCGCCCGAAGCGCGAAUGCCCUGUACCCAAGCCUAGUGGUCUCAUUGGCCAGGCCAUGGGUUUCAAGCCUCAAGAACAACGACAAAACCCCACUGUCAUCAUCCAAACGUUACGGGAACGACACGCCAGACAAGACUCCGGGUCCAGCGACAAGUCUGUCUAAGAGAAUAGGACGAAGAAGAAUCUCUCCACUUCUGUUUCAUGUACAUACAAUUUGCGCACCAAUCAGCCGACCACCAACACUCUCUCUGGUCAGGAUAUAUAUACCCCCCUUCAUUCCGAAACAAUGUACAUUAGACGCUAUCCAAACACAAAAGUUACGAACACCCGCUU